AUGAUAAUGACAUUCGACAGCCUAGAUUAAGCCAUCUACUUCAUUUUAUUCUCUAUAACAGUAAUUAACGAAUUCUUCUUACUUCCUCUGCACCUACAACUACGACGAUAAGCGACCACGCCCCUCGUUCCAAGAUGAAUCUGACACGCAAUCUUGUGCUCAUGGUCGUCAUGCGUCGUUUUUUCUGUUUUGUCAGGGGACUACAAAGACAAGGAUGGUGUCAAGGGCCUGUGCGUCGUGGGCGCCAUCAACAACUGUACCUCCCAGCUCCCCACCUAUGGGAGAUCUUCUCCCCCAUAAUGUAAUGUCGCUACUCUGGUACUCAUAUGUGCAUGCUCCAAUUCU
Molecule: messenger RNA, 345 nt
Organism: Zea mays
Lineage: Eukaryota; Viridiplantae; Streptophyta; Magnoliopsida; Poales; Poaceae
Source: RefSeq